AUGACCUUCAUGCGUGAUCCGCGCAACGUGAUGCUUUGCGUGGAGCAGGCUGGGAUGCAUGCCAACACCCUGCAGAAGAGGUGUGGCGAUGCCGCCACCAUGUCCACUCUGGGGAAGUGCCGGCAGAUCGAUCCUAAGACCAUUUUGGUGCGCACCAAGUUGGACAAGUAUUACACGGACUUGACGAAAGAGAAUGUGAACCAGUGGGUGGAUGGCUUCGGCGAUCUACCCGAGAACUUGGUUCGCUUUGCCCUCACGCUUCCCUGGUGGCAGGAUGGGGAGAUUUGCCCUGCCGAGUCAUUUGUGAAGAUGAGAGACGAAUUCAAUGCGAAGGAUCAAGCUGAGAUGCGGGAUAGGCAGUUGAAGCCUGAGUACAUGCAGACCAUUGGCUUCCACGCCUUUGGGGUUUUCAUGGAGAAGAAGAUCGAGCACAUGUUUGCUGACGCGAUCAAUCCAGUGCUCGACAAGUUGAGAGAAUUGAAGACGAAAUACACUUCGAAAGAGCAGAGUCUGCAGACGGAGUACGAAGAGACAGAUCCUCACAGGAUCUUGAGUACCACCCGAGAAUGCGGCAUUUCCUUCGCCUCGGCCUUGAGAUCAGUCAUGGAGGGUAUUCCGAACCUCUCUACUGGGCGAAUGACCUUGGAAAAGGAGCUCAAGGAGUUCCACGAGUAUCACAAGAAGUUGGGCUCGGACCACUUCCAGAUGCUACCCUCAGAGGACUUCAUGGGGCUGGACGACUACAUUGAUUACCUGCAGAAUGACAUCCAGAUCGGCGCUUCUGAUGCCGAGGUCAAUGGUGGUGCUCAAUUCCGUCGAGUCAUGGCUGAGGUCGAGAUUUUCCUGCGAUUCUCCGAGAUCGCCGUAGAGACCAAGAAACGAGAUGUCAUUCAGGCACGGGGUGUGAGCAUGAGCUCACUGACCUGGAGGGACGUGGUGGUGAAGCUCCUCAGCAACGAGGCUCAUCUCCCCUUGCAACGCCGCGUGCAGUACGUUGGUGAGAGGAUCAAGUGGUUCUUCCAAAUCCAGAAGGACUCAGUCAUUGACUUCAUGAGCAGCUUGGAGGGCAAUCCUUCUGAAAAGAUGUACUCCAGCUUGUUGCCCAAGAACGUAAAGCUCAUCAAGCAGAAUGAGAUGAUCAAGCAUUUGGUCUUCUCGACCUAUGAUCAGGCUUGCCAGCGACAGCUGAACCAGUUCAUCGAGCUCUUUGAUAACAUGCUCACGUCGACCUUCGCAAACCCCUGGGUCUUCCUCAAGGGUGCCACAUACACCGGCUACGAGGACAGGAUCCCCAAGGAGAUCCAGAGCCGAUCCAGCAUCGAGAGUAAGCUCUCGGAGUGGCUGCUGGGCAUUCCAACGGACUCACAUCAGAUCGAUGAAGCUGUGGACAAGGUGCAGAUGCUGGUCCUCAAGACUUACAGUUUCAUUCGCUCCCAGGUUUGCGACCAGGCUCGUGAACUCUACGGAUUCAUAUGA
Durusdinium trenchii is the source of this 1476-nucleotide messenger RNA. The record is from the annotation of a GenBank genome assembly. Lineage: Eukaryota; Dinophyceae; Suessiales; Symbiodiniaceae.